AUGAUGUUCUUCUCUCUCUGCAGCCAGGGUCCUCUCUCCUCCAUCAGAGCCGUCAUCAAGAGAACAUCAAGGUCCACCUCUGUCUUAGAGACGCCCAGAGACAGAGAAAGAGACAGGAGGCGACCAGAGAUCACCAUCUUGGCUGCGGAGCCACUUCCCUCUACAUCCUGGUUCUCAGGAGCUGUUGGAGGAAUCCCUCCUCCUCCUCCUCCACCGGCGCAGAUCUGGGGACCCACUAUCGCUCCGGUUCUUCAGCCUCCUCCUUCCUACGAGGAGGUGAUAAGAGAGAAAACACAGGAGCAGGUUCUCCUUCCUCCUGCCUCCAACUCACCGCCUGUUUCUAGAACGACCAUCGCCACACAGACCGAUCCAGGACCUGCUCCCAAUCCUCGCGAAAGAAGAUCAGGGAGACCGCCCCGCCCUCCUCCCCCCUGCACCAUCAGAUCAUCGGAUACAGAUGACCUCAACAUCACCUCCAGCCAAUCAGCUGUUAGCUCCUCUGAGACAAACAGCGUCACCUCAAACACACAUCCUCUGCCUGUAACACACUCCUCCACACACACACAAUGCUCCGCCUCCCUCAGUGAGCAGCAUUUAUCUUCACUACUGACCUGUGGGGGUCAAACCCACCAGUGGGACCAGAGUUUACCUGCUGAGGAACUGGCUCCUCCUCCUGACGCAUCCACACAUGUCCCAUUGGAGCGCCCCAGGCCACGCCCUCGUACUAGGCUAGGUCGCCAGCCGGCCAACGAGGUUAAAGUCCAGACUUUGGUUAAACUGCGUGAGGACGGUUUGGCCACCUUAGCGGCCCGGGCAGCCGGCGGACGCACAAACCCAGAGGGGAACCAGGGGCCGUAUCUGCAGGAGCUGCUGGAGGCGUUCAGCUCAGACGACUGGGGAUUCCCUGACCCCCACAGCGAGGACAGCCAAUCAGAGAGCGGGGAGGAGGACGGCGAGGACAUGGCGACUCUGAGAGCGAGGAUUCAGGCGUUCGAGCAGCAAGUGGCCGAUGGGGGCUGUGGAGACACUGCAGGUGUCCAUACGGUGACUACUGAGGGUUCAGUCGCUACAAGACCCGAGCCUCGCCCACGGCCUCGUCUCCUGGGGCAACAGGCCAAAUCAAUCCCACCUGCCAUCGCUCCAAAACCCAAAAACCUUCCAGCUGCUCCCAAACCCUCCAGCAGGGCAUUCUGGGAAGAUGGAGGAGCUGCAGGGGAAUCGGGAAAGCCAGGAACACCUGAAGUCUGCCCUGUGGAAUCUCACCCUGAGACCCAAACUACUGCAGAACCGUCAUCAACCAGAACCACACAGUCUGAUCUGGGAUCAGAACUGAAGCCCUCCAUCACAGCCAAACCACAGAAUGUUACAGACCCUCUCCCAUCAGGGACGCCUGUCCCCGCCCCACGGCCACCUCCGCCCAAACUAACGCACACCAUCAGCGCCGGUUCCUCCCCACCGAAUCCCAGGGCGCCACGCAGGCCCCCGGUGGCCCCCAGAGCCAGCCUGGGAGCCUCACAGCAGGAAAAGAGCUCUGAAGAGGUCGGAGGUGAAGCUGUGACCCAAACAGCUAAAGGAGGAAGUAGCCGUUCCACGGUCAAACCGGCAGCGCCCGCUUCCCCUCGCAGAGCCAGCGCUCCAAAUCUGGCUCCCAAACCGACUUUAGUACCACCAGCACGUCCAGAUCCAAACCCAGUCCCUCCUAAACCCACAGCUGUCAAUCCUGUUGCUCCAACCAAACCGCCAGGACCGCCAGGACCGCCUAAACCACCGACACCAGCUCCAGCCAUGAGGAAGGGCUCGAUACCCCAGUCCAAACAUGAAACAGAAAACCCUCCAAACCCAGCGUCCUCAGACACCUCUCUCCCUCUACGUCCACCAAGUGUUAAACUCCUCCCCCUUCGCCCUCCACCAAUCAAAGCCGCCCCAGGGAGACCGCCUCCCCCAGCCAUCAACUCGUCCCCCUCAACCAAUCAGAUCGCUGCCUCCACUACACCUGCUGGACGAUCUUCGCCAUCACACUCCUCCUCAUCUACUCCCACGGCUAAUCAGAUGCAGACACAGAGGGUGGCAAAAAAAGGCCCCCCUCUGCCGCCUCGCCCUAAACCUGGACACCCGCUGUACAGCAGCUACAUGAAACAGGAAGUCCUGAUUGUCCUCGAUGAUCCGAUCCCGACUCCUACAGAGCCCCAGGAGUCAGAUGAAGGGAAGAAUCAGAGCAGCGUCAUCAGCCCGCCUCAGUGUCUCCUGGACUCGGACCCGCAGCCAGAGCCCGUCCAGGAUAAGGAGAGCGAGUCAAAAACGGUCAUAGAGGAUCUCAACCAGCCAGACAUCCAGUCCAUCCUGCCUGCUGAGCUCAAAGAGCAGCCGGACCCCCCCGCAGUCAGCGGGCCACGAUGCGUCGCUCUGUUUGACUACGAGGGAGAGGAGGAAGGUGAGCUCACCUUCUCUCAGGGGGACGUCAUCGCCCUCCUGGAGCUGGUUGGUGAGGAGUGGGGGCGGGGCCAGAUCCACGGGCGAGCUGGGAUAUUUCCACUCAACUUCACAGAGGUGUUGGAGCCCCUUCCAGAGAUCACAUCGUCAUCAUCAGUAGAAACCUCCAAACUGGAAUCAACAGAACCAGGAGAGACGGAAAACUCUGUGACCGUUAAGCCGUCUGAGUUAGAGACAGAGGAGUGGGUGGUUGCUCUGUUCGACUUCUCUGGUCAGACGGCAGAGGACUUGUCGUUCCACAAGGGGGCGCUGAUUCAAGUGACGGAGCACAUCGACGCUGAUUGGAGGAGAGGUCGACUGGACGGGAGGGAGGGUCUCUAUCCCGCUGCUUUCACACAGCCCUGUCAGGCUCAACCAAUCACAGGCCAGCAGUCUGCGGCUAAAGGAACUGCUAAAGCUGUGUUUGAUUUCACCGCAGAGAACGAGGACGAGCUCACCUUGAAGGUCGGUGACAUCAUCACACAAGUUGAGUCCGUCGAUGAGCAGUGGAUUAUGGGAGUUGUGAGCGGAAAGCGUGGGAUCGUUCCUAAAAACUACAUUUCAUUCCUUUGAUGAGGAAGUUAAAGCCACAGCGUUAAGCAGACUUUUGGACCAUUAACGACCCCUCAGGGGCGUUUCCUGGCUCUUUUUUAUUCUAGUGUUUUUGGAUAAAAAAUUCAUCCAUUUCAGUGUUGUUUUUUUUUGUUUUUUUUUUAGACUAAGCUUUUUUAUUGCCAGGAGCAUUAUUAAAGGACCUAAAUCAAGCCAGAUUGUUUUUAAUGGUGGAUUACUAAACUGGAAAAGGAGAAACUUUGAUUGUUUUCUUUUAAUUUAGACGAACUGAACAGAAGUUUUCUAGUUUGCUGACAGAUUUCCCCCUUGUUUUAUCAGGACCUUCGUAUUUUACUUUUUUACUCAUCGUUUUACCUGAUUGUUCAAGGAUUGAAGCUCAUAAACCACAAUCCUCAAUUGUAUCAAAGGAAUUGAGGUUAUCUGCUUCAAUGAUCAUUUUCUCUUCUUUACUUCUUAUUUUCUGUCUUCAUUCUUUGUUUGCAUCCAUUAAAUAGCAACUCAUAAUCUGUCAGAAAAUACAAAAUAUGCAAUAAAUUU
This is a messenger RNA of Cyprinodon variegatus (sheepshead minnow), 3579 nucleotides long. Its product is annotated as SH3 domain-containing protein 19-like. Gene Ontology annotation, molecular function: protein binding. Lineage: Eukaryota; Metazoa; Chordata; Actinopteri; Cyprinodontiformes; Cyprinodontidae. The transcript is spliced from 15 exons. The record is from RefSeq and is a predicted model, not a curated record. The coding region runs from base 1 to 3042 and encodes 1013 amino acids.